This is a messenger RNA of Rotaria socialis, 1587 nucleotides long. NCBI's taxonomy places the organism in Eukaryota, Metazoa, Rotifera, Eurotatoria, Philodinida, Philodinidae. The record is from the annotation of a GenBank genome assembly.
AUGAAUGACGAUAUAAAACAAAUUCAAGGUAUUAAACGACCUUAUGACGUAACUCCAUCGGCUAGUGCUGGUUAUCAGCCAGUAGCAAAAAAGAAAAAGGGCGUACCUAUUGUUGGUACAACUCUUCGAGAAUUAAUUCAUACAAGUGCUAAAUUAGAGUCGACAACUAUCGAUGGUCGCAGUCGGAAUUGUCCGUAUUUGGAUACAAUUAAUCGGAGUUUACUCGAUUUUGAUUUUGAAAAGCUUUGUUCAAUAACACUAUCAAACAAUAAUGUCUAUGCAUGUUUAGUUUGUGGCAAAUAUUUUCAAGGUCGUGGACAAAAAUCUUGUGCUUAUACACAUAGUGUUGAAGGAGAACAUCAUGUAUUUAUUAAUCUUCAUUCACUUCAAUUUUUCUGUUUACCCGAUAAUUAUGAAAUCAUAGAUUCAUCGUUAGACGAUAUAAAAUAUGUACUGAAUCCAACUUAUUCAAAAGACCAAAUAGAACAAUUAGAUAAAAAUGAAAAAAUGGUUCGUGCUUACGAUGGAACUUUAUAUUUACCAGGCAUUGUUGGUUUAAAUAAUAUUAAAGCCAAUGAUUAUUGCAACGUCAUCUUACAAGCUUUAGUUAAUGUGGGUCCACUGCGCGAUUAUUUUCUUCAAGAAGAUAAUUAUGCUGACAUACGUGUAGCACCGGGUGAUAUAAUGAUAAAUUUAGUGAAACGUUUUGGUGAAUUAGUUCGUAAAUUAUGGAAUCCAAGAAAUUUCAAAGCCCAUGUAUCACCACAUGAAAUGUUACAAGCUGUUGUUAAAUGUAGUAAAAAACGUUUUCAAAUAACACAACAAGGUGAUCCUGUGGAAUUUCUUGCGUGGUUUCUCAAUAGUCUUCAUUUAACAUUAAAUGGUACGAAAAAGUCCAAUAGUAGUAUUGUUUAUAAGGCAUUUCAAGGAAAAAUGAAAAUUUAUACACGAAAAAUUCCACCGAUUGAUUUGAGUGAAGAUGAAAAACGAAAACUAUUAGCAAUCGAAGAAUAUAGAGAAUAUGAUGAAGAAACUCCAUAUUUAUUUUUGUCUGUUGAUAUUCCGCCACCACCAUUAUUUCGGGAUGAAUUUAAAGAAAGUAUUAUACCACAAGUACCACUUUUUCAAAUUUUAACAAAAUUCGAUGGACAAACCGCACAAGAACAUAAAACAUAUAAAGAUAAUUUUCUCAAACGUUAUGAAAUAAGAAAACUACCACCUUAUCUUAUUCUAUGCUUUCGACGUUUUACAAAGAACACAUUCUAUCUAGAAAAAAAUCCAACUAUUGUCAAUUUUCCAAUCAAAAACGUGGAUCUUCGAGAACUAUUACCUGAAUAUCGUAUUGAACCAUCGGCAAUAGCGGAAAGCUCAUCAACAACUUAUGAUCUCAUUUCUAAUGUUGUUCACGAUGGAGAACCUGGGAAAGGUACCUAUCGUGUUCACGUUUUACAUAAGGGUUCAGGUACAUGGUAUGAAUUACAAGAUUUACAUGUCGUCGAUGUUUUACCUCAGAUGAUAACACUCUCCGAAUCGUAUUUACAAAUUUGGGAGCGUCGAGAUGUUAGCGAAUUAUUUAAAAAAGUUUAA